Messenger RNA from Capra hircus (goat), 1477 nucleotides. It is a transcript of the gene ATG101, whose product is annotated as autophagy related 101. Gene Ontology annotation, biological process: autophagosome assembly; autophagy. Gene Ontology annotation, cellular component: phagophore assembly site. The transcript is spliced from 3 exons. NCBI's taxonomy places the organism in Eukaryota, Metazoa, Chordata, Mammalia, Artiodactyla, Bovidae. The record is from RefSeq and is a predicted model, not a curated record. The coding region runs from base 515 to 1171 and encodes 218 amino acids.
ACCGCCUCUUGCCGAGGUGAUCUAGUCUCCUCCGGGAGGGCCGUUUCUUGCCCCGCGGGUCCCAGACGGGGGUUCUGGGAGGUGGGAGACAGUUCUAGCCGAGUGGCCCUUGUUCUGUGCGAACGCGGGCGCGCCUCGAACUCCCGGGCCUGGCCAGGCUGGGCGCGGGGCUCCGCUCCUCCCGCGUCCCUGGACCGUGGAGGUUCGCCGGCACUGGCGGCGGGAGAAACUUAACCCGGCCGGGAAGUUAUUCCUGCGUCCGACAGGGUCUCUCGAUGCGGAGCCGAAUAACUUUGUGUUUUUGCGUUCAGCCUGUCUCUUGUGGCUCGUGGCGCGCGGGGAGGUUUCGGUGUACCUGCGGAGGGCGUACCUGUGCGUGAGGAGGAGAAAGGGCAAGAUCCAGCCUGAGUGACCCGCGUGCCAGCCUCUCCGUGUAAGGGUGGCCCCUGGGUGGGGUGAAGCUCCACCGUCUCUCCUCUGGUCCCUGACGUCAGCGUGGGCCACCGACUGCAAGAUGAACUGCCGAUCGGAGGUGCUGGAGGUUUCGGUCGAGGGGCGGCAGGUGGAGGAGGCCAUGCUGGCCGUGCUGCACACGGUGCUCCUGCACCGCAGCACCGGCAAGUUCCACUACAAGAAGGAGGGCACCUACUCCAUCGGCACCGUGGGCACCCAGGAUGUGGACUGCGACUUCAUUGACUUCACCUACGUGCGUGUCUCCUCGGAGGAGCUGGACCGCGCUCUGCGCAAGGUCGUCGGGGAAUUCAGGGAUGCUCUGCGCAACUCUGGGGGCGACGGGCUGGGGCAGAUGUCCCUGGAGUUCUACCAGAAGAAGAAGUCUCGCUGGCCGUUCUCCGACGAGUGCAUCCCCUGGGAAGUAUGGACGGUCAAGGUGCACGUGGUGGCCCUGGCCACGGAGCAGGAGCGGCAGAUCUGCCGAGAGAAGGUGGGGGAGAAGCUCUGCGAGAAGAUCAUCAACAUCGUGGAGGUGAUGAACCGGCACGAGUACCUGCCCAAGAUGCCCACGCAGUCAGAGGUGGACAACGUGUUUGACACGGGCUUGCGGGACGUGCAGCCCUACCUCUAUAAGAUUUCCUUCCAGAUCACUGAUGCCCUGGGCUCCUCCGUCACCACCACCAUGCGCAGGCUCAUCAAAGACACCCUGGCCCUCUAGGUCUCUCCAGGGCCUCGGUGCUCCUUGAUGGCUUAUGGACCUUGGCUUCUGGGGAUCGUACUGUUAGGCCCUUGGGGCUCUGGAACCUGCUCCGGGUCCUUGAUGAGACUUGGAGGGGGCUCCCUGGCUUCCUCAUAGUGUGGUUGCCAGUCCUUGGUCGUCCUUGUCACCUUCACUGACGGUCAAGUCUGGCCUGCACUGUCUCUCCAUACUCCUGGUUUUCGGGGGGUGGGGUUCCCCUUUCCUGCACUGUACAGAGCAGCCAUCACUAGGAUGGUGAAUAAAGCUGAGAAUGUGAGUUUGGGU